GUUUGAAAUCCAGCUCUCGGGGCUUCCUUCGUUAGCUGUUUGGGUUUUUGCUCUCGGUGCCGGGCCCUGAUUCCGCCGCUCUACCGGCGCCUCCAGUCCUUGGGGAGCGCGGCCGUCACCGCCGCCGCCGCCGCCAGGGCCCCAAGGCUGGGAGCGAGCGCUGUUUGGGCCUCGGUGCGGACCGAGAAGCGAAGCGAAAGCGGAUCUGUUCAGCCCGGCGGCCUUCCCCUUCUCCCGGACUCAGCUCGGCGCGCCCCGGACGGAGCUCAGCGGUCACCUCUGUUCCUACCCCAGCCGGCCGGGCCCGGCAGCCGCCAGGAGGAUGUUCGCCGCCGGUCUGGCUCCGUUCUACGCCUCCAACUUCAGCCUCUGGUCGGCCGCGUACUGCUCCUCGGCCGGCCCGGCAGGCUGCUCCUUCCCUCUCGACCCUGCGGCCUCCAAAAAACCUUCCUUCUGCAUUGCGGACAUUCUGCAGGCCGGCGUCGGGGAUCCCGGGGCGGCCCCGGACGGACUGGUGGGCGCCUCGGCCGCCGCUCUCACCGCGCACUUGGGUUCGGCUCACCCGCACGCCUCGUUCCAGUCGGCCGCCAGGUCCCCGCUGCGACCCACGCCGGUGGUGGCGCCCUCCGAAGUCCCGGCCGGCUUCCCGCCGCGGCUAUCACCGCUCUCCGCCGCCUAUCACCACCAUCACUCGCCGCAGACACAGCCCCCGGGCCGGGCCGGCGCCCCCCAACAAUCCCUGAGCUCCACGGCUGCCGCCCGGGGACUCCCGAACACUCACCAGGGCGCUUCGGUCCCGGCACCCUCCAGCAAGGACCUCAAAUUUGGAAUUGACCGCAUUCUCUCGGCAGAAUUUGACCCCAAAGUCAAAGAAGGAAACACACUGAGAGAUCUCACGUCCCUGCUGACGGGUGCCCGGCCUGCGGGAGUGCGUCUUCCUGGGCUGCAGCCGUCUACGGGUCAAUUCUUCGCCUCCAUAGAACCCAUCAACGAGGCUUCGGCCAUCCUGAGUCCCUUAAGCUCGAACCCGAGAAAUUCAGUCCAGCAUCAGUUUCAAGACACGUUUCCAGGUCCCUAUGCGGUCCUCACCAAGGAUACCAUGCCGCAGACCUACAAGAGGAAGCGCUCCUGGUCGCGGGCUGUCUUCUCUAACCUGCAGAGGAAAGGCCUGGAGAAGAGGUUUGAGAUUCAGAAGUACGUGACCAAGCCAGAUCGGAAGCAGCUGGCAGCGAUGCUGGGCCUGACCGAUGCGCAGGUGAAAGUGUGGUUCCAGAACCGGCGCAUGAAAUGGCGACACUCCAAGGAGGCCCAGGCGCAGAAGGACAAAGACAAGGAAGUGGGCGAGAAGCCGUCGGGCGGCACAGCGGCCGGGGACGGCGAGGCAGAGGAGCGGAGCCCAAGCCGUUCCGAGGGAGAGAUGGAGAGCGAGAGCAGCGGCUCCGAGGCCCUGGACCUGGCCUCUAGCGACACCGAGGAGCGGACUGAGGCUGCCACGGCCGAGCGAGCUCUGCCCCCGACGACGGUCAUCAAGGCCCCGACGGCCGGCGCGCUGCUCGUGGCCAGCAGUGGAUGCGGUGGCGGAGGCGGUGCUUUCGGCUUCACGGGCCUGGGGAGCACGAGUAAUGGCAGCAGCGGUGGCAGCGCUGGUGUCGUGGGCAGCCUAAGCAGUAGCGCGGCCGAGCAGCACCCCGAAGCCCAGCCCACAGCCAGCAGCGCCCCGCAAAGCCCAGAGCCGCCCCUCGGCGGCGUGUAGACCGGACGAGAGAGCAAAGGGGCCGGGGGCUGUCAGAGGGCGC
Suncus etruscus (white-toothed pygmy shrew) is the source of this 1796-nucleotide messenger RNA. It is a transcript of the gene HLX, whose product is annotated as H2.0 like homeobox. Gene Ontology annotation, biological process: regulation of DNA-templated transcription. The transcript is spliced from 4 exons. Gene Ontology annotation, molecular function: sequence-specific DNA binding; DNA-binding transcription factor activity, RNA polymerase II-specific. NCBI's taxonomy places the organism in Eukaryota, Metazoa, Chordata, Mammalia, Eulipotyphla, Soricidae. The coding region runs from base 323 to 1753 and encodes 476 amino acids. The record is from RefSeq and is a predicted model, not a curated record.